Molecule: messenger RNA, 4508 nt
Organism: Lates calcarifer (barramundi perch)
Lineage: Eukaryota; Metazoa; Chordata; Actinopteri; Centropomidae
Product: brain-enriched guanylate kinase-associated protein
Exons: 6
Coding region: 160-2190 (676 amino acids)
Cellular component (GO): synapse
Source: RefSeq, a predicted model, not a curated record
GAUAGCCAACUCCUAUCUGCCUCCCCAGGCAAGACUUAGAGCUUUGACUGUUGGUUUGUGGUUAGAGUUCAAACUUGGCUUCAACAUUCAGCCGGCCAGCAGCAUCAGCAGCAGAGGCAACAACGAUACACACAUGAGAGGCGAAGCAGAGAGAAAAAUAUGAAAAAGAUAUAUAUUGGCAAAACUGCCCUCAAAACCCAGAGAAAUGGUUGCAAACAUCAGAAAAGAAGCUCUUUCCACGACCACAAGGAUGACCUCCGUAAGCGCCUAUCAUACACCACCCACAAACUAGAGAUGGUGGAAACGGAGUUCGACUCUACUCGGCAGUACCUCGAGACGGAGCUGCGCCGGGCCCAGGAGGAACUGGAGAAAUUUACAGAGAAACUACGCAGGAUCCAGAGUAGCUAUUCAGCUCUACAGAGGAUCAACCAGGAUUUGGAGGACAAGAUGCACAGGACGUCCCAGCACCAUGAGGAGGAAAAGAGAGCCCUCAGCCGGGAAAUCAUCGUCCUCAACAACCACCUCAUGGAGGCGAAGAUCACCAUUAAUAAACUCAGAGAGGACAAUGACCUGUACAGAAAAGACUGCAACCUGGCAGCCCAGCUGCUGCAGUGCUCCAAGUCUCACUACAGAGCACACAAGAUGUCUGAGCUGCCGCUGGAUUUCCAGGAACGCAUCAGUUCCCACAUGGAGAAGCAUAAUCAGGGUAGCGGAGCCACCAUGGCAAUGUGCCACUCCAAUUACUCAGAUGCCGUGCCCACAUCCAUAAUUGCCAAGGUCCUGGAGAAGCCGGAACCAGGAAGCAGUUGCCCGGUAACACGCUCACCAAGCCCCCUGCCGCAGGAUGGAGACUUUCUUACAGGAACAGGAAGCACGGAUCACCUGAACCGCCGCAUUGCGUAUAAGACGUCUGACCUGUACUGCAGUGAUACAGCCCUCUACUGCCCUGAACGGUGGCAAGACACAGAGCGCAGGCAGAGCGUCGACCUUCAUGGGACGGGCCUGCUUCAACUCCACGCCCAGAACUCCACUGACAGUAACCCAGAUGAAGAGGCCUACCACUCUGGAAGUUUUUCCCACCAUGAACCUCCAUCUUCCUUCCACCACCAUGAUGAGUUUGGCACUGGGAGCCUCCCUGCUUCUAGUUCUUACUCCAGCUUCAGCCUCGCAUCAGACGAGAAGGGAGGAGUUAGUGGUGGGUGUGGGCGCACCGCCAGCAGCACCUUAUCCUCUUCCCACCAGGGGCUCUAUAUGGACUGGCGAGAUGGUGGCAGUGGGGACUACGAACGCAAAAGCAUGUCUUCGUAUGAUAAAGACAGCCCGAGCUUCCCUAAGUCCCACAGCAUCCAGCACAUGGUGACCCCCAGGAGCCCGCAGAAAGGCACCUCACCAGCGUACACAAGGACGGCUUCAUGCUUCAGUGAACCGUACCACUCCAGCACCCCUCGCCUGGCCUCUUCUCACAGUAUGGGGUCCACUACCGGACUGGGCCAGGCUCGCAGCGGAGCUCUGGAUAGUCGCGAUAACAUGCAGACUGCUGAGGAUGACCUGAGCAGCCGCUGGAGACAGCUCAGUGUGGAAGACAUCAACACCUUCUCAUCUUCCUAUCGUAACAUCACAGGGCGGGUCUCUCCGUACAGUUUCUCUGAGCGCCACUUUGCCAUGGGCCCCUCCAGUAAGGUCAAGGGGUCCCUCUACAGCAGCUUCCAAGAAGGAGAUGACGUCUUCCAUAGCCGCAUGCUGGACCAGUGUUUUGCUGUGUGCCCCCCUUCGCCCAGCCGCAGUCCCAAACCUAUGGAGCAUCGUAAGCAGGAGAAAACAUCUGUGCUGUACAGAGCCAAGGAAGACAGUCAGGACUCAGAGUGCAGUCUGUUCCUCUCAGGGAGCUCUAAAGACAAGGAGAGUAGUGGGGGAGCGACGGCGGCGAGCAGCGCCAAGAAGGACUAUGUAAACCUUAGUGCAGACAGCUCAGAGUCCUUGCAUCACAGCUCGCUCGAGGCCUCAAGUCUUCAACACUACCCCAGUCCCCGGCCGAGCGUCCGGCCUCGCCCGAGCUCCAGCUCCGCUCUCAGCGUUGGCCCCGCACUCCCAAAGAAGACCUCUCCAAGAUACCAAAAAUUUGGCAGCACGGGACUCACGAGGAAGGACAGCUUGACCAAGGCACAGCUAUACGGCACACUGCUGAACUGAAAUGAAAAAGUGAGCUUUUCAUUUUAUGCAUGAUGAUGAUGAUGAUGAUGACUAACUUACUGUACUGUACUGUAUGUCUCCCUGCAGCAAACAUACUUGGUGUGAUGGGGUAUUAAGAUUUUGCUGUUUAAUGUAUCUCUUAGCCAAGGCACGUUUCAUGCAGUCUGCAACACUUUUUCUAUUGUAUGUCAUGAUACAGUGUAGCUACUGGAGACCAGCUAUUCAAUAUGUCUUUGUUUCAGUGAUUAGAGCCACUGGGAUGAAACCACAUUCCCUAAGAAAUCCAACACAGACCCAUGAACAUACUGUGCUACUUGCUCUUUUUUUGGUGUUAAGCACUGUUAGUAAAACCAGCAAAAGACCAUUAAUUCCUGCUCUAAUAUAUACAGUACAGAUAGUAGACUAAAGCAUGUGUAAUGGAGUGACAUUAAUUGCUCAUGUUUGGGUGAGGUUAUCCAUUAUGUACAGUGGACCCUGCUGACUGCAAGCUGUUAAAAAGAUUUAUCCAUUCUCAAUUUUCUCUUAAAGAAAAUGUGUGCUUUAUAAUGCAUAUAAAUGAGAUGGGAAAACACCUUUCCAGCUAAAUUGUUUCUCACAGGGGCAUUAUCUGUAAGUGCCACUUACUAGAAGGGAUAGGUUUAAUAAAUAUUUUAAAAUUGGCUUUAUAAAAGAUAUGAAAAAGACACAACUUAUAGAGUUUCUCCCUAAUGCUAGAUUUCACACAUAUUCAGCAGAAAUGAUUCCACAUAAAUUAAAGAGUAAUUCCAUGAGGAUUCAGAUAUGAGCUGCAAGAUUUUUAGCAUUACUCAGCUGGAAUAUUUCUUAUUUUUUUUAUAUCAAAAUGGGAUGAAAUCUGAGACUGAACUGCACAGUAGUUGCCGUUAUACCACGACACUUGUGAAAUUGCCUUAAUCCUGUUCAGUGGACUGAAUGGUCUCCUUUACAGCAUCUAACAACUGUGUACAUAGUCUAUAUCUGCUGUAUCUGCUGUAUUGUUACUGUACUUAUACACAACUGUUACAGCGUAUGUUCUUCCUGUCAGAUAACAAACACACACACACGGCCAGUUACUGGGAGGAGGAUUAAGUCUGUUCUCAGACUGAGGAUAUUUUUCAGUGGACAUCUCCACUGAAGUUUGUUUUAGUUAAAGAUGACGAGGCUUAAACCCUGUCUAGAAAUCUGGCACACGCAGCCGAAUUUCUACCCUGACUCUUCCAACAGUCUUGGCACCAGUUAUACAAACCAAACAAAAGUGCUGGUUGUUCUAGUUUUCAGGAGAGAUUAAUUGGAAAUCUCUCCAGGCGAAGCUGGCAGAUCUGCAAUGUAUGCACAAAAGAGGAGGAUAGGAAAGUGGACUGAACAGGUAGUAAGAAACAAAGCUGAUUAAAGACAAAAAUGUAUAGUCGGUGUGUUGUUUUUAAACCAGCAUGCUCAAUUAGGCUAUUUUAGAGAAAACACUGUGAAAAUAGACAAAGUGUGUGUGUAUAUACGUACAUAGAAAGUGGCAAAGACAUGCUGUCCUGUACUUGAUGUUAAACAAAGAGUUGCAGAGAGGUUGCCCUGCUGCCCCACAAUCAUGCUACCACUUGCUUAAAUUACUAGACUAGAUGGGGACCAAACUACAAUGUUCCCAUGUCUGUGCACCCUUCUGGCAUGAUCUUGAGGGAUUUCAUCCUGCCUAUGUAGCUCUAUAGAUCUGAGAGGAAUGGUGACAGGGAUAAGCUAAAUAACGGGAGUUCAGCUUUGCCCUCGAAUAGUCAUGCAUAAGAUUUUUAUUAGGAAGGCCAUCAUGCUUCUACCUCUCCCAUUCCUGCAGAUCUGGGAACUGGCUUAAGGCUGUUUAUAGAUUUUUCAAAACUACAUCUCUUCUUUUUCACCUUGUCAUUUUAGUGAAGGUGAGACUGCACCAUACAGGCCACAAAAUGUCACCAAUCAUAUGCUUAUUUUGUGCGCUGUAUAGGUAUCCACAGGGUUGAAAAGGUUUGGAAUUAAAUGAAACCACUGUACAAGGGAGACUGAGAGGAUAUAAGGUAUUUUUGUUGUGGACAUAAUGUAUAAAAAGAGAUAUAGAUACUGCAUACACAAUUGUUAUUCCACUAUGACUAUUUUUUAUCCAGUUUUAGUUGAUGUUAUAUUUAUUGAAUGUUUUGACCCUGAAUGAAGAGGCUGAAGUGUUUCUGUCCUGUCCUACCUCCAGCCCUGUUCCACAAACAACAGGCCAGCUGUUUAAAUGUCAACACAUUUGUCUGUCUGAUGCAUGGUUAUAUAUUUUUGCUGUGCGUUUAUUUACUUAAUAAAGAUGGGUGUUGGGAAAUACA